UCAGAUUAGUCAACAAAACGUCACUUCCUGUCCGUUCAGGCGGGCUGGUUGAACAGCAGCAGUAAAGUGCUAAAACUGACUGGUUUUGUAUAACAUAAGUAACUUUUAUCAGACAGUUUAUGGUGUUGGUUAGUUAGUUAGCUCUAGACACAUUUCACUCGAUGAAUAAUCGGAAAGUAUCUAGCUAGGUUAGCUUCUCCGGCUAGCAAGCAUUAGCUUUUGUCUUUUACAGGCAGUGUGUAAAAUCCCGCUAACUGGACGUUAACGUGGUUCAUUUUAGCUGAAUAAAAGGUAUCAACUCUUAAAGCUACAACUCUUACAUUUUACAAGCUAUGGACCGACCACCGAGGAAGACAAAAGUUGUGAAUUACUGUGAAGCCAAGGACUUUGAUGAUGAUGAGGAUUUCGCCUGUGUGAAGGCUCCACCCAGCAAAAAGCUCAGAGAGGAUGUGAAACGACAGGAGCACAAGAAAUCAUCAAGCAAGUCCUCAAGUCAGGAGUCCAACUCACAGUCCUCACUGAGCCAGAAGAUUAGAAAACCAUUGGAUGAGAAGUUGCAUGCCAGAGAUCUAGAAGCAGCCAUUACUCUCUCCUUGCUCAAUAAUGCAGAUAUGAUACAAGACCAGUCUCCCACCAGUACAGGAGAGGUUACGGUUCAACUUCCAGUAGAUGAAAACACAGACCCAUCUUUCCGGCACCUGUCCAACUGUAGUGUGGAUAUCUCACUCAUGGGCCUUGACGAAAUCACAUCAGAGAAGGAGCCACUUGCCCAAUCCAGACAGAGAAACGCUGCCUCUAAAGCCGCCGAGCAGCAGAGGAAAAUCCUGAAGGAUGAAGAUGAGGACUAUCAGCCCAAAAUGACACCAGAUUCAGAAAGUGACGACGAUUUUAGUGAACCAGCUGAGAGUGAAGAUGAAGAAUUCACAGUAAAGAAAGUCAGCAAAACAAAGAAGAAGGAGAAAGUCACCAAACAUGAGAAGACCAAACAGCCUCCUGCCUCUAAAAAAGAAAAGCAACCAUCAAAGCCAUCAAAGUCUAAAUCAAAGGCAGCAGCAGCUUCCACACCCGUGAGAAGUCCACCAAAAGCCAUAAUUGCAGCCAAAAGGCCCGUCUUGACCACCUCAGUUUCCACAUCUAAACCAGUUUCCACAUCUAAACCAGUUUCCACAUCUAAACCGACAGUCUCUUUGAGCCCAGCAGGGGGCAGAGUACCCAAGUGGAACCCACCAGGUCAAAUUGGUAAAAGUCCCAACUCUACGAGUCCAGCAGUGAAGUCUCCAGGUCAGGGUCUACGACUGGGACUGUCCCGUCUCGUUCGAGUCAAACCUCUUCACCCCAGUGUCGCUACUCACUGACCACCUGUCUGAGGAUGCCUCUGUAUGUGAUAGUAAAGUCCAGUUCUUGUUGUCCUGAUUUAUCAUUUAUUUUAAAAAAGUUGCUUGUAAAUAUUCAUCUCUAUAUGACGUGACUCCCAGGAUACAACUUUGACUUGAUGCUCUCAGCGUUGGUCAGAUGUUCUCAUGAGCACAUAUGCACCUUUAACAGUUAUUUCACCCUGCAAAGGGGGAACGUCAGAUAAUCAUAAAGUGUGCUUUGUUGACUCGAGAUUAACACUACUGUCUCAUUGUCACUAGCAAACUAAUUGUUGAUAUGUCUGAUACAUGGAAAAGUGUGAAUAAUCCCUUUUUUAAUCAUUAGUCUCGGUCUUAUUUACAUAAUUUUAUUGCCACCUAAAACAUACUUUCACCCAUUUUCCUGUUGUGUGCAAACAUUGUAUAUUGUGUACAUAUAUAUAUAAAAAAUAAAAUUAAAACAAAGUUUAAAUUUGUAUGA
Molecule: messenger RNA, 1833 nt
Organism: Thunnus maccoyii (southern bluefin tuna)
Lineage: Eukaryota; Metazoa; Chordata; Actinopteri; Scombriformes; Scombridae
Gene: rad51ap1
Product: RAD51 associated protein 1
Exons: 9
Coding region: 333-1355 (340 amino acids)
Biological process (GO): interstrand cross-link repair; double-strand break repair via homologous recombination
Molecular function (GO): single-stranded DNA binding; double-stranded DNA binding
Source: RefSeq, a predicted model, not a curated record